AGUUGGGUUAAAUAGUUGUUUUCGUCCGUUUGUUUGAGGUACUUGUAAGUUGGUCCGACCUAGUGGUCGUUAGAGCCGAUGAAAAAAGUAGAGGGGUUUUUUUUAAUUUAAGUUUGGAAGCUUCCCCAUCGUGAUUUAGAAUUAUUGUCAAUUUUAAUUGAUUUCGAGACUACAUUUAAUUUCGACUUAAAACGAUGUGACAGUGACUAAGGACGAGGACGAGGAGGGAUUUGGAUUUGAAAUCCUCACUACCACACGAUUUGAUGUGCUCGUCAAUCUAUUCAAUAUUUCGUGCACGAAUGGCAUUGAUAGGAGAAGCACCGGGAUUCCUUGAAGUAUACUCUGAUGGGUCAGUUCGACGCUUGAUUCCUGAAGUCGUUGUCUCAACUGAUAAUCAAUCAUCUAAGAAUUAUAAGUUCAAGGAUGUCGCUAUCGACCCCAAAAAGCCAGUUACCGGAAGGUUGUUUCUUCCUAAUGUUAUUGGUAAUCAUGUAGCAAAACUUCCUAUUCUUGUUUACUUCCAUGGUGGUGGCUUUUGCAUUGGCUCAACUACUUGGAUGGGGUACCAUCACUUUCUUGGAGGCUUGGCUGUUGCAUCUAAUUGUGUUAUCUUGUCCAUCGACUAUCGAUUGGCACCGGAGAAUCGACUUCCAGCAGCUUAUGAAGAUUGCUACAGCUCACUUGAGUGGCUCGCCCAUCAAGCAAGUUGUUUCGAGCCAUGGUUGCAAAAUGCCGAUCUUUCUCGAGUCUUCCUAGCCGGAGACAGUGCGGGAGGCAACAUUGUCCACCAUGUUGCACUCAAAACCAUGAAGACCAACAUUUCGAACCUGACUAUCAAAGGAUUGAUGUUAAUUCAUCCAUAUUUCGGGAGCGAGAAACGAACCGAGAAGGAGAAAGCAGAAGGGGUAGAAGGAUUUGUGGAAAUGAAUGAUAUGUUUUGGAGAUUGAGCAUACCGAAAGGUAGCAACCUUGAUUAUUUCGGAUGUAACUACGAGAAUAAUACACAAGAAAUGAGUAAAGAAGAAUGGAGUAAGUUCCCAAAUGUGGUGGUUUUCGUGGCUGGCUUGGAUUUCUUGAAGGAAAGGGGAGAGUUAUAUGUAAACUUCUUGCAGCAAAAGUGGGUAAAAGUGGUUAAGCUGAUAGAAGCUGUAGAUGAGUCUCAUGUAUUUCAUGUAUUCCGUCCCGAAUCCGAGCCCACCCGCUUACUUCAAAUGCAGAUGACUGAAUUCAUGAACACCUUUAAUUAAAC
This is a messenger RNA of Cucurbita maxima (winter squash), 1249 nucleotides long. Its product is annotated as probable carboxylesterase 17. Gene Ontology annotation, molecular function: hydrolase activity. The record is from RefSeq and is a predicted model, not a curated record. The coding region runs from base 264 to 1247 and encodes 327 amino acids. The transcript is spliced from 2 exons. Lineage: Eukaryota; Viridiplantae; Streptophyta; Magnoliopsida; Cucurbitales; Cucurbitaceae.